Molecule: messenger RNA, 1478 nt
Organism: Folsomia candida
Lineage: Eukaryota; Metazoa; Arthropoda; Collembola; Entomobryomorpha; Isotomidae
Exons: 6
Coding region: 484-1317 (277 amino acids)
Source: RefSeq, a predicted model, not a curated record
AUCGUUGCCGUAACUGCCGCCUUAUUUUUUAUGAACACAAUUGGUUCAGCUUUAGAUUAUCCUCCAAUUCAUCCAAAUCCACCCAACGACUCAUCCAGAAUAAUCCGAACUGGAAAUUACAGAUUCGAAGAACUGUACAUUUUACGAAGAAAUAUAAUUCCAUUAAUAAUGCUCAUUUCUUCCCUGUGUCAUGCAACAGUUGGAAGCUGGCAGUUUUUCAAGAUGCGACAUUUCGCAGCCAGCUAUUUCACAUUUUGGACCGAAAUUGUGGAAAUUAUUAACAUCGACGUGGCUGAAGGGGUGAAGCGUUACAUGACCAUUGUUCUUUCCUGUUAUGGUGGAUUUCUUGUAAUUUUCUUUGUCGUCUGCGCCAUGGGUUUUGCUCCGGUGGCGUCAGGAGGUCAGAUAGGCUUGAAUGGAGAUCAGAGGUCAGGGUAUUAAAAACUACAAUUGAUUUUAUGUAUAGGACCAGCCAUUCUCGGAAUGCUUUGUGUUCGCUGCUUUUACCCCAGAAUUCACACCCAUUCAAACUUUUGGGUUUUGCGAGGUUUUGGAGGAUUUCUAUUUUUUUACAUUUUAAUCUGCUCCAAAACUUUCAUUCUCUUGUUUGUGCUCAUCUGUCGCCUUCUGCGAAAUUCAUUUGCCGUAUGGAAUACUCGAUUGCAAAGAGUCCUUCUAAAAGGUGGGUCGAACGAAACUAAAAAUUGUAAUCCUGCGUAUCUCUCGCUCACUCUAAUUUUUCGUCAUAAAGGCGAAGACAAGUUUCGAAGUUCGGAAAAGAUUGUGGACCGAACCGAAUUUUCUCUUUUGUUUAAAGAUCACGUCUGCAUACUGGAUCUUCUGGAAGGGGCUGAUGCUCUUUUCGCCAAUAUUAUUGAGUCAUAUUAUGCUUCACAGGUAGCAAAAUUAUCUGAUCGCGUGCAUUACAACAAAAUGAACCUUACCACGAUUUAUCGACAGAUUUGUAGCAUAAUCUUCGAGGUGUACUACUUUUACAGGAGCCAAGGGUCAGAAGAAUUUCAAGGAGCACGACGAUUGGACGGAUUAAUAAUUACUUUGUACUUGAUACAUUCUCUUGCCAUUUUGGUCGUUGUGUCCCUUGCCGCAGCAGAAGUGGGAGAAGUGGCAAUGGACGGCUUGGCAGUUUUGAGACAACGAGGAAUGAUGGGCUCAAUGAGUGAUGACGAGUUAUACUUUAUAAUGAGCAUGUACACAAGUUAUACGGGUCAUUUCGAAACAGCAUUGAGUGGUGGAGGCAUGAAAUUAAAACAAAUAUUUUGCCACUUAUGUACUUUACAAAUAAUUUUAUCAUUUUAAAAUUGUAGGCUAUUUUUCGCUGGAUAAAGGAUUUUUAGUAACUGUGAGUAUAUCUACUUCGGGUCCAAAUACCAUCAAAAUCUCUGGAUUUUACAACUCAAUCUUUAUGCACGCAUGUCUUUCUUAUUUAGAUUGUGGGAACCGUGUUCUCAUAUUUUAUA